UAGUUUCAUUUCCCCGAUAACAAGAGUAAAUUGCAAUUAAAAGGUUGUUCCAUUAUCCGAACCCUGAAGACUAAAUUAAAAUAAGCCAUCGUCAUAAUCAAUUCUGCAUCAUGGAACGCAAGAACAUUGAUAUAAUCAAAAUCUCGGACGAACGAAACCAUAAUAAUGAUGAUAAUAGUGAUGACUUUAAAUAUGACUUGCCUGACAUUCCUGGAGUUCCUCCUCAUGAACUUCCAGAAGUUAUUGAAAAAAUACAAAAAAAGAGGAACUCUAUUGAAAAUGCUAAACAAGUUACUUCCAGUAGCUCAGAUAUGAGCGAUGACGAGUCUAAAGCAGAAAGUGGUGCAGAUGAUGAUGAUUUUAAGGAUAUAGAUGACAGCUUAUUUACUAAUAUCGAAAACUAUAUUUCUUCAAUCAGUUCACUAAAAAAAACUCUGCCCAAUAACCAGACAACUGAUGAAGUUGAAAAAAAAGAUGAUGAUUUAAAUUGUGAAAUAAUCAACAAUUUUCCUGAGGAAGAGAGGAGCUCUAAAAGUCCAGAAGCUACAAAACAGCAAUUAAUGCAUAAUGACCCGAAAGCACAUUUACAGCCAAUUACUCACUCAAAUUUGGGCCCAAUUCAAAAUAAAUCUCCGAAAAUUCAACCUGAACAUGCAAGGUACCACCCUUAUGAAAAGAAAGAAGUAAAAAUAUCACCACAAAAAUCUUUGGUUAAUUCUAAGGAACUUAACACACAAUGUACAGUCUCUAAUACAGCUACGGAAAGUAAUGCAGCACUCAUGCCGAUCAAAAAAGAAUUUUUGAUGUCUCCUGAUAAUAAAAUCGAUAGUACACAAAUGUUGCAACGUGGCACUACAAAUGAUUCUUAGAACCAAGUGUAUAUUAGACAAUUUAAACAUUCCAAAUUGUAAUACUUUUAUUUUAUAAUUUUUUUUUUAAGUAACAAUUAUUGGUAUUACAUUUAUAUUUAAUUAUAUAAUGUAAUACAAUUUGAAUAUGUAGCAGUUCAAUCCAUUGUUCAAACAAAUUUGUUUAAUCAACAAUACUAAAUUAUAAAAAUGUCAAAGUUUUAAUAUUAUCCUACAGAGAACAAUUAUAGAACAUCAAAACUUAUUUUGUGAAAUGUACAAUAUGCCAAAUGUUUCUGUUCAGUCUAAAUAAUAUUAUGUGUUAUUGAAUAGUUUUAAGGACAUUACAGUGUAUGUACCAUUUUUUAAAACAAAAAUAUUAAUUGUAUGUAUUAUUCAAUUUUAAACUGGU
Myzus persicae (green peach aphid) is the source of this 1260-nucleotide messenger RNA. RefSeq lists its product as uncharacterized. The record is from RefSeq and is a predicted model, not a curated record. Bases 111 to 869 code for a protein of 252 amino acids. Lineage: Eukaryota; Metazoa; Arthropoda; Insecta; Hemiptera; Aphididae. The transcript is spliced from 6 exons.